Molecule: messenger RNA, 1473 nt
Organism: Beta vulgaris subsp. vulgaris (sugar beet)
Lineage: Eukaryota; Viridiplantae; Streptophyta; Magnoliopsida; Caryophyllales; Amaranthaceae
Product: protein FAR1-RELATED SEQUENCE 5-like
Exons: 5
Coding region: 1-1473 (490 amino acids)
Source: RefSeq, a predicted model, not a curated record
AUGGAAGAUAUUAGUGAAAACGAUGUUGAUAAUGUUGUUCUUGAUAAUGCAAUGGAAGAUUUAGGGAAUGAAGGAGGAAGUGAAGAAGAUGAAUUAGAGAAGAAGAAUGAAUAUGUUGAGUGUGAGACAUCUGAAUUGAUACACAAAGAAGUUGCCAACGAUGAAGAAGCUUACAAAUUAUACAAUGAGUAUGCAUUUAAAUGCGGAUUUGGUAUCCGGAAGGGCAAAGUUUGUUGGAGAUAUGAUACAAAGACAAUCAGACAACGUUUUUUGGUUUGUAGUCGUGAAGGAUUGAAAGACACAAAAGGUGGUGUGCCUAAGGCAUUCACUAAGCUUGAUCAACGUUGUGGAUAUAAAGCGUUUAUUCAAUUUGAUGUAUCCAAAGAGUCUGGAUUUUUUAUUGUUACUAAGCACCAUAUGAUUCACAAUCACCCCAUGGUGCCAUUGAAACAAAGACAUUUAAUAAGAUCUCAUAGGAAAGUGACAGUUGAACAAUUGCACAUGAUUAAUAAUUUGAGAAGUUGUGGAGUUAGGGUUGCUGAAGCUGUGCGUGUAUUGAGGAAGGAAGCGGGGGGAUCUGCAAAUCUUGGGUUUGUGAACAGAGAUGCUUAUGAUGCAGUUGCUACUCAAAGAAAGAAAGAACUUGAUGGUUGUGAUAGUAACCAACUGAUAAAGAACUUUACGCAAAGACAAGCAGCGGAAUAUGAUUUUUAUUAUGACGUUCGACUAGAUGCUAUAGGGCACUUAAUAAGUUUUUUCUGGAGGGAUGGAAGAAUGAGAAAGGAUUAUGAAGUAUUUGGAGAUUUAGUUGUUCAUGAUACGACGUACCGUACGAAUAAGUAUGGGAUGAUUUGUGGUCCGUUUGUUGGGAUGAACCAUCACCAAAGGAACGUGAUGUUUGGAGUUGGUUUCCUAUUGAACGAAGACACCGAUUCUUUUGUGUGGUUGUUUGACUCGUUUUUGAAGAGUAUGGGAGGUAGGUCGCCGAUUACCAUUAUGACUGACCAAGAUGCCGCGAUGGCGAAGGCUAUAAGCAUUGUUUUUCCCAAUGUUAUACAUCGUCUGUGUAUAUGGCACAUCGGGAAAAAUUCCAUCAACAAUAUAAAAGGUUUGAGGGGAAAGGCUGGAUUUGUGGAUCUAUUCAAUUAUGUGCUAGAACAUUGUGAGACCAAGAGUGAGUUCAAGCAAUACUGGACAAGGGGAAUGGUCAGUGUAAUUAUUGUUACAUGUUCAUUGUGUGGAUAUGCUGAAAAGAUGUACAUUCUAUAUACUGAUAAUGAAUACAUUGAUAUCCCUGAAGAAAGCAUUGUAGCUCACUCAACACAGAACAAGUCUCUUUUUGAUGUGUAUGGCCCUGAUGAUUAUUGCCCUAUUAACCACAUCCCUGGGGAAGGUAGUAAAGAUGAGCAGCCGCAUCACAAAGCCGCCUUGGAAGUCUACCACGAAUAUUCUGAGAAGCUGUUCGGUAAUUGA